AGCAUCAGUUCGGUUCCAACUCUCAAGAAAAAUGAGAGCCACAACCUUCGUGAUCUUGUGCUGUGCUCUGCAGUAUGUCGCUGCAGAUAUCCUCGAGACAGGUAUUCUCGGCGGUAAUGCCCGGGAAUUAAGCGAAAGCACGACAGACGAUUUCAGAACUGAUGUAAAUGGAAAUGUAACCGAAGUAAAAACAACGCACAAAGAAUUCGAAAGGCAAGGGCAAGUGCCAAAUAACAUAUCAGGCGAAGACAAGCUCGUGAGAACUUUCGUUAUCGAAACUGAUGCGUCAGGCCACGAAGUCAUAUAUGAAGAAGAUGUAGUUAUCCACAAAGUGCCAGGAUCAACUGCUACAACAACAACAACCACAGCGAGAAGACAGCUUGGUGGACUUCCCGGAUUGGCGGCUCCAGCAUCAUCCUCGACAGGAACAUCUGCAUCAUCAUCAAACGCACCAAGCGUAGUUGUAGUUGAGCAAGGUGGUUCAUCUUCAACAGCUGCAUCGUCAGGCUCAGCCUCAUCAGGAGCUGGUGGAUACGGAUUGAACGGACUUCGUGGUUCUGGAUCUACGGCUGCAUCAGCCGCAAGCUCUGCCAAUAACGCACCAGUCGUCAUAGUGGAACAAAGAGGAACAUCAUCAGCGGCUUCCGCUUCCGGCUCAUCAGGAGCAGGAGGUAACGGACCACUGGGACCAUACGGACCAAACGGCGCAUCAGCAUCUGGCUCAUCUUCAGCUGGAGCUGGUGGAAACGGACUAAAUGGACUUUACGGAUCUAAUGGAGCCGCAGCUGGAGCAUCUAGCGCCUCUGGAGCCGGCCUCGGAGUGAACGGACUUGGCGGAUCAAGUUCUGGAUCUGCUGCAUCAGCCGCAAGCUCUUCCGGAAACGCGCCUGUCGUCAUUGUUGAACAAGGCGGAUCAUCCUCAGCAGCUGCAGCAUCUGGCUCAGCCUCAGCUGGCGCUGAAGGAAACGGACUUAAUGGACUUUACGGACAAAACGGAUCUAAUGCCGGAGCAGCUAGCGCCUCUGGAGCCGGCCUCGGAGUGAACGGACUUGGCGGAUCUACUUCUGGAUCUGCUGCAUCAGCCGCAAGCUCUUCAGGAAACGCGCCUGUCGUCAUUGUUGAACAAGGCGGAUCAUCCUCAGCAGCUGCAGCAUCUGGCUCAGCCUCAUCUGGAGCAGGAGGCUACGGUUAUGGACCAAACGGUGUUUGGGGACCACUUUCAUCUGCAUCUGGCUCAGCCUCAGCUGGCGCUGGAGGAAACGGACUUAAUGGACUUUACGGACCAAACGGAUCUGCUGCCGGAGCAGCUAGCGCCUCAGGAGCCGGCCUCGGAGUGAACGGACUUGGCGGAUCUAGUUCUGGAUCUGCUGCAUCAGCCGCAAGCUCUUCCGGAAACGCGCCUGUCGUCAUUGUUGAACAAGGCGGAUCAUCCUCAGCAGCUGCAGCAUCUGGCUCAGCCUCAUCUGGAGCAGGAGGCUACGGUUAUGGACCAAACGGUGUUUGGGGACCACUUUCAUCUGCAUCUGGCUCAGCCUCAGCUGGCGCUGGAGGAAACGGACUUAAUGGACUUUACGGACCAAACGGAUCUGCUGCCGGAGCAGCUAGCGCCUCAGGAGCCGGCCUCGGAGUAAACGGACUUGGCGGAUCUAGUUCUGGAUCUGCUGCAUCAGCCGCAAGCUCUUCCGGAAACGCGCCUGUCGUCAUUGUUGAACAAGGCGGAUCAUCCUCAGCAGCUGCAGCAUCUGGCUCAGCCUCAUCUGGAGCAGGAGGCUACGGUUAUGGACCAAACGGUGUUUGGGGACCACUUUCAUCUGCAUCUGGCUCAGCCUCAGCUGGCGCUGGAGGAAAUGGACUUAAUGGACUUUACGGACCAAACGGAUCUGCUGCCGGAGCAGCUAGCGCCUCAGGAGCCGGCCUCGGAGUGAACGGACUUGGCGGAUCUGGUUCUGGAUCUGCUGCAUCAGCCGCAAGCUCUGGCGGAAGCUCACCAGUUAUCGUUAUCGAAGAGGGUGGUUCAUCAUCCGCGGCCGCAUCAUCCAGCUCAGCAUCUGGAGCAGGUAGAAACGCAGUAUUGGGACCAUACGGACCAAACAGCUCCACAUCUUCUUCAGCAGCUGCAAGCUCAAGUGAUAGUUCUCCAGUCGUCAUCAUUGAACAAGGCGGAUCAUCCUCAGCAGCUGCAGCAUCUGGCUCAGCCUCAUCUGGAGCAGGAGGCUACGGUUAUGGACCAAACGGUGUUUGGGGACCACUUUCAUCUGCAUCUGGCUCAGCCUCAGCUGGCGCUGGAGGAAACGGACUUAAUGGACUUUACGGACCAAACGGAUCUGCUGCCGGAGCAGCUAGCGCCUCAGGAGCCGGCCUCGGAGUGAACGGACUUGGCGGAUCUAGUUCUGGAUCUGCUGCAUCAGCCGCAAGCUCUUCCGGAAACGCGCCUGUCGUCAUUGUUGAACAAGGCGGAUCAUCCUCAGCAGCUGCAGCAUCUGGCUCAGCCUCAUCUGGAUCAGGAGGCUACGGUUAUGGACCAAACGGUGUUUGGGGACCACUUUCAUCUGCAUCUGGCUCAGCCUCAGCUGGCGCUGGAGGAAACGGACUUAAUGGACUUUACGGACCAAACGGAUCUGCUGCCGGAGCAGCUAGCGCCUCAGGAGCCGGCCUCGGAGUGAACGGACUUGGCGGAUCUAGUUCUGGAUCUGCUGCAUCAGCCGCAAGCUCUUCCGGAAACGCGCCUGUCGUCAUUGUUGAACAAGGCGGAUCAUCCUCAGCAGCUGCAGCAUCUGGCUCAGCCUCAUCUGGAGCAGGAGGCUACGGUUAUGGACCUGGACUUUACGGACCAAACGGAUCUGCUGCCGGAGCAGCUAGCGCCUCAGGAGCCGGCCUCGGAGUGAACGGACUUGGCGGAUCUGGUUCUGGAUCUGCUGCAUCAGCCGCAAGCUCUGGCGGAAGCUCACCAGUUAUCGUUAUCGAAGAGGGUGGUUCAUCAUCCGCGGCCGCAUCAUCCAGCUCAGCAUCUGGAGCAGGUAGAAACGCAGUAUUGGGACCAUACGGACCAAACAGCUCCUCAUCUUCUUCAGCAGCUGCAAGCUCAAGUGACAGUUCUCCAGUCGUCAUCAUUGAACAAGGCGGAUCAUCCUCAGCAGCUGCAGCAUCUGGCUCAGCCUCAUCUGGAGCAGGAGGCUACGGUUAUGGACCAAACGGUGUUUGGGGACCACUUUCAUCUGCAUCUGGCUCAGCUUCAGCCGGCGCUGGAGGAAACGGACUUAAUGGACUUUACGGACCAAACGGAUCUGCUGCCGGAGCAGCUAGCGCCUCAGGAGCCGGCCUCGGAGUGAACGGACUUGGCGGAUCUAGUUCUGGAUCUGCUGCAUCAGCCGCAAGCUCUUCCGGAAACGCGCCUGUCGUCAUUGUUGAACAAGGCGGAUCAUCCUCAGCAGCUGCAGCAUCUGGCUCAGCCUCAUCUGGAGCAGGAGGCUACGGUUAUGGACCAAACGGUGUUUGGGGAUCACUUUCAUCUGCAUCUGGCUCAGCUUCAGCCGGCGCUGGAGGAAACGGACUUAAUGGACUUGGCGGAUCUGGUUCUGGAUCUGCUGCAUCAGCCGCAAGCUCUGGCGGAAGCUCACCAGUUAUCGUUAUCGAAGAGGGUGGUUCAUCAUCCGCGGCGGCAUCAUCCAGCUCAGCAUCUGGAGCAGGUAGAAACGCAGUAUUGGGACCAUACGGACCAAACAGCUCCUCAUCUUCUUCAGCAGCUGCAAGCUCAAGUGACAGUUCUCCAGUCGUCAUCAUUGAACAAGGCGGAUCAUCCUCAGCAGCUGCAGCAUCUGGCUCAGCCUCAUCUGGAGCAGGAGGCUACGGUUAUGGACCAAACGGUGUUUGGGGACCACUUUCAUCUGCAUCUGGCACAGCCUCAGCUGGCGCUGGAGGAAACGGACUUAAUGGACUUUACGGACCAAACGGAUCUGCUGCCGGAGCAGCUAGCGCCUCAGGAGCCGGCCUCGGAGUGAACGGACUUGGCGGAUCUGGUUCUGGAUCUGCUGCAUCAGCCGCAAGCUCUGGCGGAAGCUCACCAGUUAUCGUUAUCGAAGAGGGCGGUUCAUCAUCCGCGGCCGCAUCAUCCAGCUCAGCAUCUGGAGCAGGUAGAAACGCAGUAUUGGGACCAUACGGACCAAACAGCUCCUCAUCUUCUUCAGCAGCUGCAAGCUCAAGUGACAGUUCUCCAGUCGUCAUCAUUGAACAAGGCGGAUCAUCCUCAGCAGCUGCAGCAUCUGGCGCAUCUGGAGCAGGAGGCUACGGUUAUGGACCAAACGGGGUUUGGGGACCACUUUCAUCUGCAUCUGGCUCAGCUUCAGCCGGCGCUGGAGGAAACGGACUUAAUGGACUUUACGGACCAAACGGAUCUGCUGCCGGAGCAGCUAGCGCCUCAGGAGCCGGCCUCGGAGUGAACGGACUUGGCGGAUCUAGUUCUGGAUCUGCUGCAUCAGCCGCAAGCUCUUCCGGAAACGCGCCUGUCGUCAUUGUUGAACAAGGCGGAUCAUCCUCAGCAGCUGCAGCAUCUGGCUCAGCCUCAUCUGGAGCAGGAGGCUACGGUUAUGGACCAAACGGUGUUUGGGGAGCACUUUCAUCUGCAUCUGGCUCAGCCUCAGCUGGCGCUGGAGGAAAUGGACUUAAUGGACUUUACGGACCAAACGGAUCUGCUGCCGGAGCAGCUAGCGCCUCAGGAGCCGGCCUCGGAGUGAACGGACUUGGCGGAUCUAGUUCUGGAUCUGCUGCAUCAGCCGCAAGCUCUGGCGGAAGCUCACCAGUUAUCGUUAUCGAAGAGGGUGGUUCAUCAUCCGCGGCGGCAUCAUCCAGCUCAGCAUCUGGAGCAGGUAGAAACGCAGUAUUGGGACCAUACGGACCAAACAGCUCCUCAUCUUCUUCAGCAGCUGCAAGCUCAAGUGACAGUUCUCCAGUCGUCAUCAUUGAACAAGGCGGAUCAUCCUCAGCAGCUGCAGCAUCUGGCUCAGCCUCAUCUGGAGCAGGAGGCUACGGUUAUGGACCAAACGGUGUUUGGGGACCACUUUCAUCUGCAUCUGGCUCAGCUUCAGCCGGCGCUGGAGGAAACGGACUUAAUGGACUUUACGGACCAAACGGAUCUGCUGCCGGAGCAGCUAGCGCCUCAGGAGCCGGCCUCGGAGUGAACGGACUUGGCGGAUCUAGUUCUGGAUCUGCUGCAUCAGCCGCAAGCUCUUCCGGAAACGCGCCUGUCGUCAUUGUUGAACAAGGCGGAUCAUCCUCAGCAGCUGCAGCAUCUGGCUCAGCCUCAUCUGGAGCAGGAGGCUACGGUUAUGGACCAAACGGUGUUUGGGGACCACUUUCAUCUGCAUCUGGCACAGCCUCAGCUGGCGCUGGAGGAAACGGACUUAAUGGACUUUACGGACCAAACGGAUCUGCUGCCGGAGCAGCUAGCGCCUCAGGAGCCGGCCUCGGAGUGAACGGACUUGGCGGAUCUGGUUCUGGAUCUGCUGCAUCAGCCGCAAGUUCUGGCGGAAGCUCACCAGUUAUCGUUAUCGAAGAGGGCGGUUCAUCAUCCGCGGCCGCAUCAUCCAGCUCAGCAUCUGGAGCAGGUAGAAACGCAGUAUUGGGACCAUACGGACCAAACAGCUCCUCAUCUUCUUCAGCAGCUGCAAGCUCAAGUGACAGUUCUCCAGUCGUCAUCAUUGAACAAGGCGGAUCAUCCUCAGCAGCUGCAGCAUCUGGCGCAUCCGGAGCAGGAGGCUACGGUUAUGGACCAAACGGGGUUUGGGGACCACUUUCAUCUGCAUCUGGCUCAGCUUCAGCCGGCGCUGGAGGAAACGGACUUAAUGGACUUUACGGACCAAACGGAUCUGCUGCCGGAGCAGCUAGCGCCUCAGGAGCCGGCCUCGGAGUGAACGGACUUGGCGGAUCUGGUUCUGGAUCUGCUGCAUCAGCCGCAAGCUCUUCCGGAAACGCGCCUGUCGUCAUUGUUGAACAAGGCGGAUCAUCCUCAGCAGCUGCAGCAUCUGGCUCAGCCUCAUCUGGAGCAGGAGGCUACGGUUAUGGACCAAACGGUGUUUGGGGACCACUUUCAUCUGCAUCUGGCUCAGCCUCAGCUGGCGCUGGAGGAAACGGACUUAAUGGACUUUACGGACCAAACGGAUCUGCUGCCGGAGCAGCUAGCGCCUCAGGAGCCGGCCUCGGAGUGAACGGACUUGGCGGAUCUAGUUCUGGAUCUGCUGCAUCAGCCGCAAGCUCUUCCGGAAACGCGCCUGUCGUCAUUGUUGAACAAGGCGGAUCAUCCUCAGCAGCUGCAGCAUCUGGCUCAGCCUCAUCUGGAGCAGGAGGCUACGGUUAUGGACCAAACGGUGUUUGGGGACCACUUUCAUCUGCAUCUGGCUCAGCUUCAGCCGGCGCUGGAGGAAACGGACUUAAUGGACUUUACGGACCAAACGGAUCUGCUGCCGGAGCAGCUAGCGCCUCAGGAGCUGGCCUCGGAGUGAACGGACUUGGCGGAUCUAGUUCUGGAUCUGCUGCAUCAGCCGCAAGCUCUUCCGGAAACGCGCCUGUCGUCAUUGUUGAACAAGGCGGAUCAUCCUCAGCAGCUGCAGCAUCUGGCUCAGCCUCAUCUGGAGCAGGAGGCUACGGUUAUGGACCAAACGGUGUUUGGGGACCACUUUCAUCUGCAUCCGGCUCAGCCUCAGCUGGCGCUGGAGGAAACCGACUUAAUGGACUUUACGGACCAAACGGAUCUGCUGCCGGAACAGCUAGCGCCUCAGGAGCCGGCCUCGGAGUGAACGGACUUGGCGGAUCUGGUUCUGGAUCUGCUGCAUCAGCCGCAAGCUCUGGCGGAAGCUCACCAGUUAUCGUUAUCGAAGAUGGCGGUUCAUCAUCCGCGGCCGCAUCAUCCAGCUCAGCAUCCGGAGCAGGUAGAAACGCAGUAUUGGGACCAUACGGACCAAACAGCUCCUCAUCUUCUUCAGCAGCUGCAAGCUCAAGUGACAGUUCUCCAGUCGUCAUCAUUGAACAAGGCGGAUCAUCCUCAGCAGCUGCAGCAUCUGGCGCAUCCGGAGCAGGAGGCUACGGUUAUGGACCAAACGGUGUUUGGGGACCACUUUCAUCUGCAUCGGGCUCAGCUUCAGCCGGCGCUGAAGGAAACGGACUUAAUGGACUUUACGGACCAAACGGAUCUGCUGCCGGAGCAGCUAGCGCCUCAGGAGCCGGCCUCGGAGUGAACGGACUUGGCGGAUCUAGUUCUGGAUCUGCUGCAUCAGCCGCAAGCUCUUCCGGAAACGCGCCUGUCGUCAUUGUUGAACAAGGCGGAUCAUCCUCAGCAGCUGCAGCAUCUGGCUCAGCCUCAUCUGGAGCAGGAGGCUACGGUUAUGGACAAAACGGUGUUUGGGGACCACUUUCAUCUGCAUCUGGCUCAGCCUCAGCUGGCGCUGGAGGAAACGGACUUAAUGGACUUUACGGACCAAACGGAUCUGCUGCCGGAGCAGCUAGCACCUCAGGAGCCGGCCUCGGAGUGAACGGACUUGGCGGAUCUAGUUCUGGAUCUGCUGCAUCAGCCGCAAGCUCUUCCGGAAACGCGCCUGUCGUCAUUGUUGAACAAGGCGGAUCAUCCUCAGCAGCUGCAGCAUCUGGCUCAGCCUCAUCUGGAGCAGGAGGCUACGGUUAUGGACCAAACGGUGUUUGGGGACCACUUUCAUCUGCAUCUGGCUCAGCCUCAGCUGGCGCUGGAGGAAGCGGACUUAAUGGACUUUACGGACCAAACGGAUCUGCUGCCGGAGCAGCUAGCGCCUCAGGAGCCGGCCUCGGAGUGAACGGACUUGGCGGAUCUGGUUCUGGAUCUGCUGCAUCAGCCGCAAGCUCUGGCGGACGCUCACCAGUUAUCGUUAUCGAAGAGGGCGGUUCAUCAUCCGCGGCCGCAUCAUCCAGCUCAGCAUCCGGAGCAGGUAGAAACGCAGUAUUGGGACCAUACGGACCAAACAGCUCCUCAUCUUCUUCAGCAGCUGCAAGCUCAAGUGACAGUUCUCCAGUCGUCAUCAUUGAACAAGGCGGAUCAUCCUCGGCAGCUGCAGCAUCUGGCGCAUCUGGAGCAGGAGGCUACGGUUAUGGACCAAACGGUGUUUGGGGACCACUUUCAUCUGCAUCUGGCUCAGCUUCAGCCGGCGCUGGAGGAAACGGACUUAAUGGACUUUACGGACCAAACGGAUCUGCUGCCGGAGCAGCUAGCGCCUCAGGAGCUGGCCUCGGAGUGAACGGACUUGGCGGAUCUAGUUCUGGAUCUGCUGCAUCAGCCGCAAGCUCUUCCGGAAACGCGCCUGUCGUCAUUGUUGAACAAGGCGGAUCAUCCUCAGCAGCUGCAGCAUCUGGCUCAGCCUCAUCUGGAGCAGGAGGCUACGGUUAUGGACCAAACGGUGUUUGGGGACCACUUUCAUCUGCAUCUGGCUCAGCCUCAGCUGGCGCUGGAGGAAACGGACUUAAUGGACUUUACGGACCAAACGGAUCUGCUGCCGGAGCAGCUAGCGCCUCAGGAGCCGGCCUCGGAGUGAACGGACUUGGCGGAUCUAGUUCUGGAUCUGCUGCAUCAGCCGCAAGCUCUUCCGGAAACGCGCCUGUCGUCAUUGUUGAACAAGGCGGAUCAUCCUCAGCAGCUGCAGCAUCUGGCUCAGCCUCAUCUGGAGCAGGAGGCUACGGUUAUGGACCAAACGGUGUUUGGGGACCACUUUCAUCUGCAUCUGGCUCAGCCUCAGCUGGCGCUGGAGGAAGCGGACUUAAUGGACUUUACGGACCAAACGGAUCUGCUGCCGGAGCAGCUAGCGCCUCAGGAGCCGGCCUCGGAGUGAACGGACUUGGCGGAUCUGGUUCUGGAUCUGCUGCAUCAGCCGCAAGCUCUGGCGGACGCUCACCAGUUAUCGUUAUCGAAGAGGGCGGUUCAUCAUCCGCGGCCGCAUCAUCCAGCUCAGCAUCCGGAGCAGGUAGAAACGCAGUAUUGGGACCAUACGGACCAAACAGCUCCUCAUCUUCUUCAGCAGCUGCAAGCUCAAGUGACAGUUCUCCAGUCGUCAUCAUUGAACAAGGCGGAUCAUCCUCGGCAGCUGCAGCAUCUGGCGCAUCUGGAGCAGGAGGCUACGGUUAUGGACCAAACGGUGUUUGGGGACCACUUUCAUCUGCAUCUGGCUCAGCUUCAGCCGGCGCUGGAGGAAACGGACUUAAUGGACUUUACGGACCAAACGGAUCUGCUGCCGGAGCAGCUAGCGCCUCAGGAGCUGGCCUCGGAGUGAACGGACUUGGCGGAUCUAGUUCUGGAUCUGCUGCAUCAGCCGCAAGCUCUUCCGGAAACGCGCCUGUCGUCAUUGUUGAACAAGGCGGAUCAUCCUCAGCAGCUGCAGCAUCUGGCUCAGCCUCAUCUGGAGCAGGAGGCUACGGUUAUGGACCAAACGGUGUUUGGGGACCACUGUCAUCUGCAUCUGGCUCAGCCUCAGCUGGCGCUGGAGGAAACCGACUUAAUGGACUUUACGGACCAAACGGAUCUGCUGCCGGAGCAGCUAGCGCCUCAGGAGCCGGCCUCGGAGUGAACGGACUUGGCGGAUCUGGUUCUGGAUCUGCUGCAUCAGCCGCAAGCUCUGGCGGAAGCUCACCAGUUAUCGUUAUCGAAGAGGGCGGUUCAUCAUCCGCGGCCGCAUCAUCCAGCUCAGCAUCCGGAGCAGGUAGAAACGCAGUAUUGGGACCAUACGGACCAAACAGCUCCUCAUCUUCUUCAGCAGCUGCAAGCUCAAGUGACAGUUCUCCAGUCGUCAUCAUUGAACAAGGCGGAUCAUCCUCAGCAGCUGCAGCAUCUGGCGCAUCCGGAGCAGGAGGCUACGGUUAUGGACCAAACGGUGUUUGGGGACCACUUUCAUCUGCAUCGGGCUCAGCUUCAGCCGGCGCUGGAGGAAACGGACUUAAUGGACUUUACGGACCAAACGGAUCUGCUGCCGGAGCAGCUAGCGCCUCAGGAGCCGGCCUCGGAGUGAACGGACUUGGCGGAUCUAGUUCUGGAUCUGCUGCAUCAGCCGCAAGCUCUUCCGGAAACGCGCCUGUCGUCAUUGUUGAACAAGGCGGAUCAUCCUCAGCAGCUGCAGCAUCUGGCUCAGCCUCAUCUGGAGCAGGAGGCUAUGGUUAUGGACCAAACGGUGUUUGGGGACCACUUUCAUCUGCAUCUGGCUCAGCCUCAGCUGGCGCUGGAGGAAACGGACUUAAUGGACUUUACGGACCAAACGGAUCUGCUGCCGGAGCAGCUAGCGCCUCAGGAGCCGGCCUCGGAGUGAACGGACUUGGCGGAUCUAGUUCUGGAUCAGCUGCAUCAGCCGCAAGCUCUUCCGGAAACGCGCCUAUCGUCAUUGUUGAACAAGGCGGAUCAUCCUCAGCAGCUGCAGCAUCUGGCUCAGCCUCAUCUGGAGCAGGAGGCUACGGUUAUGGACCAAACGGUGUUUGGGGACCACUUUCAUCUGCAUCUGGCUCAGCCUCAGCUGGCGCUGGAGGAAACGGACUUAAUGGACUUUACGGACCAAACGGAUCUGCUGCCGGAGCAGCUAGCGCCUCAGGAGCCGGCCUCGGAGUGAACGGACUUGGCGGAUCUGGUUCUGGAUCUGCUGCAUCAGCCGCAAGCUCUGGUGGACGCUCACCAGUUAUCGUUAUCGAAGAGGGCGGUUCAUCAUCCGCGGCCGCAUCAUCCAGCUCAGCAUCCGGAGCAGGUAGAAACGCAGUAUUGGGACCAUACGGACCAAACAGCUCCUCAUCUUCUUCAGCAGCUGCAAGCUCAAGUGACAGUUCUCCAGUCGUCAUCAUUGAACAAGGCGGAUCAUCUUCAGCAGCUGCAGCAUCUGGCGCAUCUGGAGCAGGAGGCUACGGUUAUGGACCAAACGGUGUUUGGGGACCACUUUCAUCUGCAUCUGGCUCAGCUUCAGCUGGCGCUGGAGGAAACGGACUUAAUGGACUUUACGGACCAAACGGAUCUGCUGCCGGAGCAGCUAGCGCCUCAGGAGCCGGCCUCGGAGUGAACGGACUUGGCGGAUCUAGUUCUGGAUCAGCUGCAUCAGCCGCAAGCUCUUCCGGAAACGCGCCUGUCGUCAUUGUUGAACAAGGCGGAUCAUCCUCAGCAGCUGCAGCAUCUGGCUCAGCCUCAUCUGGAGCAGGAGGCUACGGUUAUGGACCUGGACUUUACGGACCAAACGGAUCUGCUGCCGGAGCAGCUAGCGCCUCAGGAGCCGGCCUCGGAGUGAACGGACUUGGCGGAUCUGGUUCUGGAUCUGCUGCAUCAGCCGCAAGCUCUGGCGGAAGCUCACCAGUUAUCGUUAUCGAAGAGGGCGGUUCAUCAUCCGCGGCCGCAUCAUCCAGCUCAGCAUCUGGAGCAGGUAGAAACGCAGUAUUGGGACCAUACGGACCAAACAGCUCCUCAUCUUCUUCAGCAGCUGCAAGCUCAAGUGACAGUUCUCCAGUCGUCAUCAUUGAACAAGGCGGAUCAUCCUCAGCAGCUGCAGCAUCUGGCGCAUCCGGAGCAGGAGGCUACGGUUAUGGACCAAACGGUGUUUGGGGACCACUUUCAUCUGCAUCGGGCUCAGCUUCAGCCGGCGCUGGAGGAAACGGACUUAAUGGACUUUACGGACCAAACGGAUCUGCUGCCGGAGCAGCUAGCGCCUCAGGAGCCGGCCUCGGAGUGAACGGACUUGGCGGAUCUAGUUCUGGAUCUGCUGCAUCAGCCGCAAGCUCUUCCGGAAACGCGCCUGUCGUCAUUGUUGAACAAGGCGGAUCAUCUUCAGCAGCUACAGCAUCUGGCUCAGCCUCAUCUGGAGCAGGAGGCUACGGUUAUGGACCAAACGGUGUUUGGGGACCACUUUCAUCUGCAUCUGGCUCAGCCUCAGCUGGCGCUGGAGGAAACGGACUUAAUGGACUUUACGGACCAAACGGAUCUGCUGCCGGAGCAGCUAGCGCCUCAGGAGCCGGCCUCGGAGUGAACGGACUUGGCGCAUCUGGUUCUGGAUCUGCUGCAUCAGCCGCAAGCUCUGGCGGAAGCUCACCAGUUAUCGUUAUCGAAGAGGGCGGUUCAUCAUCCGCGGCCGCAUCAUCCAGCUCAGCAUCUGGAGCAGGUAGAAACGCAGUAUUGGGACCAUACGGACCAAACAGCUCCUCAUCUUCUUCAGCUAGCUCCGGCUCUGGCGGAAGCUCACCAGUUAUCGUUAUCGAAGAGGGCGGUUCAUCUUCAGCCGCUGCAUCUUCUAGGUCUGCUUCUUCAGCUCCAGCAGGAUAUACUUACGGCCCAAGCUCUAGCAGUUCAUCAUCUGGGGCAUCAAGCAGCUCAUCAGGCCCAGGACCCGUAGUUAUCAUAGAAAAUCAAGGAUCUUCUUCGAUUGCAUCUAGUUCUUCUAGCUCUGCGCCAUAUGGUCGUCCGGGAGUAAGAGUUCCAUGUCGUCUUACCCGCAGACAAUUUGUUGUCAAGAUUGGAUCAAGACGCCAGCCAUGUCUUACUUGCUAAGUCAUUAUUUUUUUAUAAUUAUUUCUUUUCUCUGGAUACAUCUUUUUUAUUACGUUAAUAAAAUCUGGCAUUAUA
This is a messenger RNA of Amyelois transitella, 12583 nucleotides long. It is a transcript of the gene FIBH, whose product is annotated as fibroin heavy chain. The transcript has 2 exons. NCBI's taxonomy places the organism in Eukaryota, Metazoa, Arthropoda, Insecta, Lepidoptera, Pyralidae. Bases 32 to 12508 code for a protein of 4158 amino acids. The record is from RefSeq and is a predicted model, not a curated record.